GCGCCUCGGCAGCAGCAAGGCGCCGCGUCACGUCGCGGAUGUACUGGGGCAGCGCGGCCAGCACGGCGUCACGCACCGCCACCUCAUUGUGGGCGAGGCGCUUGCACAACUCCUCCACGCGCGUCCGCUCUGCGUCGAAGCAGAAGUCGGCGGCGUCCACCACCUCCGGGUCAGGGUAGUUGAUGGGCAGCUGCGCCUCACCCCUCCGCAGUUCCUUCUUCUUGAUCUUCAUCCUGUCACACACUCACCGCUACGCUUCGCCUCACGCACUCCUGCUGCUGCUGUUGUUGUUGUUGUUGUUUCUCGCUGGGGGCACGAGGCGCUGUUGCGAGGCUGCCAAACUGGCUCGACUGUUUCUCUUUGCCACGCCUACUCCUAUUGA
Trypanosoma grayi is the source of this 382-nucleotide messenger RNA. RefSeq lists its product as hypothetical. The record is from RefSeq and is a predicted model, not a curated record. The transcript has a single exon. The annotation marks the transcript as partial. NCBI's taxonomy places the organism in Eukaryota, Euglenozoa, Kinetoplastea, Trypanosomatida, Trypanosomatidae.